Molecule: messenger RNA, 1475 nt
Organism: Chelonoidis abingdonii (Abingdon island giant tortoise)
Lineage: Eukaryota; Metazoa; Chordata; Testudines; Testudinidae
Source: RefSeq, a predicted model, not a curated record
AUCAAAAUGUUUACAGAUUCUCUGUUUCUGUUGUUAUGUUUAGCUUCAGAAAAUCAUUGGGAAGCAGGAUGACUUGAGAAAAGCUUCUGGACAUGAAACAGUAUCACAGGAACCAGAAUUGGAAGACUCCGCUGUUAAUACAACAUUGCUGGUGCACUUCUUUGGAAGAGCAGGAAAGGAGAAGCUUCACUAUUCUGAGUUUUGCAGAUUUAUGGAAAAUUUACAAACAGAGGUGCAAGAAAUGGAAUUCAUACAGUUUUCAAAGGGUCUGAACUUUAUGAGAAAAGAGGACUUUGCAGAAUGGUUAUUGUAUUUCACUGAUGAGGAAAACAAUGAAAUUUACUGGCAAAAUGUGAAAGAGAGAAUCCAAGCAGGAGAGAAUAUCAGCUUGGAUGAAUUCAAGACAUUUUGCCAGUUUACAAAUCACUUAGAAGACUUUUCUAUUGCCAUGCAAAUGUUUACUGUAGCUAAUCGUCCUGUUAAAUUGGCUGAGUUCAAGAGAGCUGUGAAAGUGGCAACGGGACAGGAGCUCUCAGACAACGUUUUGGACACAGUCUUCAAGAUCUUUGAUUUAGAUGGAGAUAAUUGCCUCAGCCACGGAGAGUUUCUGGGAGUAUUACAGAACAGGAUGCAUCGAGGCUUAAGGGUACCACAACAGCAAGGGGUACAAGGAUACUGGAAAUGUGUGAAAAGAGAAAGCAUUAAAGGAGCAAAAGAAGUCUGGAAGCAAACUGGGAAAAGCCCUUUCUAAAUAAGUUACUUGUUCUUUUAUUACUAUAAAUAUCAGAGGUUGGGGUUUUCAUGUAUUUUUGUUUGUAUGCUGGCUAAAUCAUGUGUAAAUUUUUAUGCAACUUAAAUAUUUAAUGAAUCCAAUUUCUGAUACAAUAAUUUUACAAUAUUUAUCAGUGUAAUCAGGUUUGCCUGUGGAACUGUUAUGACAUCUAAUUUCCAUAGAAAAGUAUACUUAUUCCAGGAAAUGCUAAAGUUUACAAAAAGGGACAUCAGCAGAUUUCUUGUGUGGGGACUGGCCCUGCUCUCUAGCAUGUGGGAUACCUGAAUUUUAGUACUGGUCACUUGCUGAGUGUGCUGCAGAAAUAGCAUUUACAACCUGAGAAUGGAAGGUCAGUAAUACAGCAAUAUAGUCCAACCCAAAAUGUACCUACCACGUUUCCUUUAUAGGAAUUAGAGGUUACGAAGGCACAGACUACCUGCACAAUCCCUAGGAGAUGCAAGAUUUUGGUAUCAAAAAGGAAAGCUUGACUGUAUUGUUUUGUGUGUCAUCACUAUUAUGAACUGCCCGUAAUCCAUAUGAAUGUAUUUUUGUUUGCUGUCUUGGUAAUAGAAUUAACAUAUCUCAAUCAAAACUGAAAAUUUAAGACUGUUUACAGAGGCUUUGAAAAUUGUAAACUCUUUGUGAAAGUUAGUAGGCUCAAGACCUCCUCAACAAACAGAAUAAAUUAGAAGAUUGAAGUAAA